CUGUCGAAAGACGACUGCAAUGUUUUCUUUGUUUCAUCGAUAUUUCUUGCGCGUCGACUCUCCGCUUGUUCUCGCAAUAUUAUCUUUAAAAAUUAUCUUCAUCGCGAACGUUACGGAAACGUGAUCGAAUUCCGUUCGACUCUCCAGUAAUUUUCCAAGAAGAAUCAGCGCACAGUUCGACGAGUUGCCGAGCCUGUCCAAUUAAAUGUGACCGUAUAAAAUACGCGGUACAUGCAACUCGUAAAUACUCGACAGGCUAUCUUGACAUCUGUCAACUCGAAACUCGGUUCACCUAACUCGAUUAAUUAAUAUUCACGGUGGAACACUUUCGGAUGGAUUCUAAAUGGAGUUUUUACACGGCAUCUCGAUUAUGGAUACCGGGGUACAAGAUAAACAUGUUCCUCGCGCAAUGUAGGAAGAUGAAUCAGCACGAGAGUGCCAACAAAGUUUGCGGCGAAACUUUUCCCGUUGCAAACACCGAAGGAGAACCAACAAAUUGUUCCAGAAAUCGUCUCCGAAGAAAAAUUUUUGGGAAUCUACGCUCCACGAAUCUGUGUACACGUUCCACCUUGAAAAACAUCAGAAACACGUGACACGAAAUAGCGAAGGUUUUUAUCGCGUAUGUCUCGAGGGUAGUACGAGCGUCAUGGUCGAGUCACGCUUCAUAGAAAGAGUCCGCAAAGUCAGCGGUAUUCAGAAUUUCGUAAAAAUGUAUAAAAAAACAAACACGUUGGCCAGUCGUGAAAUCCCGACUCGUCUUUUUGCUCGAUCGAAAUUUGCGGUCGUUAGAAAACCGCAGGAUGAAAUAAUAGGUUGGGCACCAUAGAUCGAGCCCUGCAACCCCGACAAUCGUUUCGGCGGGUCAGCAAAGUUUGCAGUCAAUUUUCCUUUCUCGUAUCGCCUGUUGGGGGCGUGAAAAGAAGUUCAGGAUGUACUACCUCGCCGGGCGAUUUCCUCCGAAGAAGAAUGGACACAGCAGAUGAGUAUCUCUUCGAUAAAUCGCAUAUCUCUAGGAUGAAAUUAUCGCUUAUGCGCGUUCAUGCAUGACAUGCACUUUAACCGUUUUUCCUUCACACGAAAGUAAGAUAUCGAGAAAUCGUCGUAAGAUGUUCGCAAGAAACAUCGGGAACCACGAAAGUAGCGGUCAGAACGUACGAAGAAUUUGGUAUAGAACGGAACUGAAACCGCGAGGAAGAGUAUUCUCGAAGGGAAAAUAGAAAUGGGAAUGUAAGGGACGAUAGAGAACAAAAACGGCCCGUAGUAUAUAGCCUUAUUGGCACGAAGCCGACAAAUAUCUCGUAUCGUCUCGAGAGCGUUAAGUGUAACAGCGCUGUUCUGUCCUCUGUAAGCUUUUCGCCACGAAAAGCAUCGAUCAACGGCCCGUAAAUGUAGAAAACGUUAGCACGGAUGGCCAGUUCGAUGCAUCUUUUUUGCUCUAUCAAUCUUUUUCCGAAUCUUCUCUAUCAAUCUUUUCCUACCCGCGGCACUGUGUGGUGUGAGAUAUUUUGUUACACGCGAUCGUAUAAGCCUGGUUUUCAUUCGUCAUCAUUUUUCCCCUCGUUUCACCGUGAUUGGAUUACAGUAUCGCCUCUCUAAAUGGCAGGACGUCAUUCCCGCCGCUACCAGGACUCCUCGCUCGUGGCACGCGACGAAAUCGUCCGAGUUCAAGUUUGAACGGUGGUUCGAAAAUUUUCUUGCGCACGAUAAUACAACGGCAGUCUAUCGCACCGUGCGUAAAUCCAUUAAAAUGCCUGCCAGACAAUUUGGCUCUUCUCUCUGCAAAUAAUAGACAACGUAGUUGUAUCCGGGAAAGAAUAGCUUUAUGGUGAAACGAUCUCCUCGGGCAUACUUUGGGUAUUUCAACGAGAAGAUAUUGGACGUAGAUAGGUCUUGGUAUUCCGAAAUUACCUAUAUACGCUUCAUAGACCAUUAAUAGUGCACGAGGGCCGCUUAAUGUUAAAGUCUCGAUAAUCCUUAUCUAUUUCCGCGUAGACAUCUCUCUCGAGCAAAUGAUCGCGCCGCGAUUAAUAAAGCUUCAUUCGCAGUACGACGCGCGUUCUCUAGCUACUUAAGAGCACCUCCGUUCCUCCGGGUAUUCGCGUCGCCUUCGCUCCGGCGAACACUUUACAACUUUUCUAAUGAAGGAUUAUUCGUGACGUUACUCGGCGAAGACGAGAAAGGGGAUGCAGAAUGUUGCUGUCAGAAAUUGCGAGCCAUACGGAAAUUAUCCAUGCGACACUCUAUUCAUAUGGAUAAUCCAUUCAUGAAUCAAACCCUCGGAAGAUCGUAUUUUAGUUACGCUGGAACAGGACGCGUUCUUCGCCGUUAAUAUUCUCGUUUGUUUCAAUCGUUUUAACGUUUCAACGCUUUGGUGGCUGUACGUUUCAGUCGAAUCUUUACUCGCUUUCGUGAUCUCUCUCUAAUCUUCUACGUAAUUUUAAUCCGUUCAACUUCUUUGACAUCGUUAAUUACGUUGCGAUAUCGUUAUCCGACCAGGUCUCAGGUAUUGGCAUCUAUUUCGUGCUUUAUUUAUUUAGAUAUUACGAGCAAAUACUUAGCCGCGUAUCUUUCUAUUUUCUCAAAUAAGAAACUUUCGGCUUAUCCAGGAUUAAAGUAUCCACUUUUCGUUUCAAAUUUCCGUAAAAGAGAAACACGUUCGAGAUUCGAAACCUUAGGGUAUAUCGCUAGAGUUAGAACUGUGCGCCAUUUACAGAGGUAAAAUGCUGUAACUAAUUACUUCCACGUUUUUCCGCUUUACUAUGCGAUGUUAUCCGAGCACAAUCCUUUAUACCUUGCCUCCUUGUCUUUCGCACCAACUGGAAGAAUAUAAUUGUUUCUUUCGCCGUUGCUGUUCUCGAUUCAUUAUUCUCCUCUGCUACUCACAGGCCUGAACUGUUCUUAAAUCGUACACACGGUCAGACAAAGAACUGGCUUUCUGAUUCUUUACGCUUCUUCUGCCAUAGUAGAUGACGAAAUCCCUGUUGGUGAAACACAAACGACGCAUCAUUCUCCUUUUUCGUUCGCGCAGGAUGCGUCAGUUCAGCUCCGGACCUUGUCGCCGGGACGACGCCGCUCUUGUUCUGACCAAAGGCCUCCAAGCAAGUAUUCGCAGCAGAGAUGCGUGGCGAUUCGACUCGGUCACAGAGGCGACGAACUGUUGGGCAAGACUUGUCUCGAACGAUUACGUUAGGAACACCGACUCUCCUCCUCUCCUAGUCCGCAUAUUUACCGUGUCGUGGGUUUACGAUGACGAGAACAUAAUUGCUUUCCGACGAAACGAACUUGGCGUUUCCCUAAAGUUCACCGAGUGAAGCGAAUUUCUCGGUUCGUUAACACUUUUCGUGAAUCACCUCCAAAGUAUACGGACAUUCCUCUUUUAUGUCCUUUUACGGCCGAUCUUCGUGGCAGAAUUCCAGCGAGCAAACACCGACAAGAAAAAUAAACCAAUAUACUUUGCGCGGAUCCGCAUCUUUAAACGCUAAAGGAAGCAACGUAACAAAGAGGCGAAGAAAAAGAUACGAGAUUAACGAGAGAAAUCGAGUGGUAAUGAUGGACCGAGAAGUAGGGGUAGUCGCAGUUUAACCCGAGGGUGUCGAUGAAGAGGUCGGCGAGAAAGCUGAAUGAGAAAGUUUCGACGAAACGUCGAUGGAAAGCUGCCCACUGGCGUCGAUCGGGGAUGGUAGAGGGAACGAUUUAUCAAAAGAUGGCAGCGACGUGGAGGUGACGUCCCUGGAGGAGGCAAAAUCGGUGAUAGCAGCGUUGCGAGCGAGGCAAAGGGCACAAGCGCAUCAAAUGCUCGCCUGGCGGAGGACUCUGAAGUUGCAGGAGGACCUGGUGGCACGGUUGACGAGGGAAAAGGCCGAGCAACUGCGAACGCUGUCCUCGCAGUUGCUCCUGUUCGAAUCGAGGCUUUGUCGGAAGCAGAAGGAGAUCGAGGCUAGUCUGGCUCAACGGGAAUCCAUUAUUCUCAGACAACAGAGGGUGAUUCGACAACUGCAAAGCAGAUUGGCUGAAAGAAGCACCGGGACACGGGAUUCGCCACCAUGUGACCCUCUCGAUAGAUUGGACAGUCUGGGUGACAGUGACAGUGCCGUUGUCCUUGAAGAAGCUGCCGAUGACCUCGCACCACCUAGAUUUCGUUCGAAUAUCACCGACGUGACGGUGAUUCGUUCAGUAUCGGACGCUGUUGAGCCGUCGAGUAAAUAUUCGUCGAUGCGACGGUGCAACGGAUUCCUCAGGAGACCGGAAAUCCUAGAGACCGUUUACUCGGUUGAAGAGGAUGCCGACAGCGAAAACAAUCAGGAUCCGUCCGAGUCCACGGAAAACUCUGAAUGCGAGGAACGACGGACAAAGAAUUUGGGGAAUGGCAAAGGCAGGCUUCAGGAUCUCUAUGGUAGCUUCGAGAGACUCGCGCAAGAAGCGGAUUCCCCGCCCAGCGAAAGACCCAGGGACGAAAGUCAACAGGCGCAGGUCACGUACAACAGGGUAAUGAGCAAUCACAGGUCAGUGACGAAACCAAAAGACGUGAAGUACAAGAGGAUAAACAAAGCGAAGUCGAAAAGUCUGGAAGAGUUGAGGGGACGUCUGAGAAACUGGGUCGAGAAGGGAAACAAAAUCGCUAUAUCGUUGGAUCAGUCUUACGCCUGAAUCUGUACCUUCUGAAAGUAUAUAAUGAAUCGUUUAAAGCGGCGAUCACAAUCGAGAACGCAACGUCCCGUGCGAUCGCGAGGGAUAAUUUUUGGAAAUUAACUCGUCGUAUGGUCGCCGGGGUAUAUUUUAUUGAAAUUCUCAUCGCUCCAUGUGAUAUUUACUGUAGUGUUUCGAGAAUUAAUUAGAAAAUAUUCCGCAUUGCGGAAGAAGUUGCGCGUGGACGAUUUUCAACGUUUGUGAUAUAUGCAGGAUUCUGAAGAAAAAGGGUUCAGAACUUACAGGGUACUCGCUGAAUCGAGGGAAUAAUCUUUAGCGAGCUCUUUUGGAGUCAUGGUGGAUGUUUGAUUUUAGUCGAAGAUUACUCGCUUCGCUUUCAGAAACUAUGAAAAGGUGGUCUUAUCGCGAUCAUUAAUUUCUACUCUCUUUUCAUUUUCGUCGCGUAAUCAGAGACAUUCGUUAAAUGUAAGAGAAUCUGUUGUAUAUGCUUCCCACGAAAGAAACCAAAGACAAAGAUACGAAGAGUUAACUCUUUGAAGCGUCAACCUAAAUGUCCUAACAAGUUUUCGAAUCCUUUCCCGUACGAGUAAUAAACUUUCAUCGGAAUUAAAUAAAAUAUAAUAUAAUAAAUGUCACAAAUUUUUCUCUUAAUAUUAAGGAAUCCUUUCUUAGUUUUCGAUAUGAUACCUCUAUACUUCGGAGCAUUUAUUGACAUUGUACUUUUAAAUACAACGCUUAUGAAUAUGUAAGUCAGAGUAUGGUAACAUAAACUGAAUAAACUCUGCAUGGCUUAUCGACUUUGUUCGUGCACGGUUUAUUAAAAAGUUUUCUCGCGAAAUAACGAGUGCUACCUGCGAGUCGGAGCCCUUUUCUUUCAAACACGCUGUAUAAUGAUUUUACUGUAAUACGACCACGUUAUUCUAGUGAUAAUUACUGUCGCGAUUGAAACGAUAAGGGAGUAAAGAGAAAGCGCGAGAUAAUCAAUGAAUAACAAAUCGUGGACUGCAACAAUUUUCGCGAGAUUUUCUUCUCUUCCUCGUUUUCUCUUGAGCCUAACUUCUGUUAUCACGAAUCGCGUUGCCAAAUUGUAUGACGUAUAAUCUGCGUACUCACACGAUGUACCCUGUUCUUCCACGAUUCAAAUUUUCUUUCCGACCAGAUAACGCAGUGCUAUUCGAAAAGAAUGUUUGUACUUUAAAUACAUACAACUUAGAAAUUGUACUAAAUCACAAUUUUCUAUCUGUCCUGUACAAAACAUUCUUGGAAUCAAUACAUAAUAUCUAGAAAGAAAAUCUUGACUUAUACACUGUCGAGUAUUGAACGAAAAAAAUUACAUGAAUGAUAUCGAACAUUCUUUUAGAAUAAUGCUGCGUAAGAUUCACGUAAUCGAGCGAACAUUUCGUACCGUAUUUCCGGUUUCUUCUUUGUAAAUUGCGUUUCACGACGAUAGAACAUGCUCUAUAGCGACGUUCAAAUGGAUUCCUUUUUUGUCAAUUACGAACACUAUCGGUUGAUUGACGCGAAGCUUCAAUCAGAAAAGCGAGACGUACGUUCAAUAUUUUAAAAAAGGGAAGACCAGAUAUCUGCGCAAUCAUACAGACCUGAGCUCAAUUUUUUAAGCACUCUAUAUACAAAGCGAUCGAGUACCGUUGAUAUAUCGCUAUCUGUCGCGUCGGUUUCUCCUCCGCCUAUACAAUUUAUCUACGAGCGAUAAACGUUUCCGAUGCAUCAAAUGCGAGACUCAAUGUUGUUCGAGCGUCUUACGAGAGACGCUUCUUUCCUGUAAAUCGUAAGCGUUCAACCAAACGUCGCGCUUCAACGUUCAAGAAAUGUGCCACCCUUCACUUUUCUAUCGAGAUUCCGUUAUAAACUCGCUCACCGAUUCGCUCGUCAGACUGACCGAACCAAUUAACGUUGUUUGUAAAGUAUAGCAAAAUCUUGUUAUAGUGCCACUGACUGUAAAACUCUUGGUAUCGAUCGGUUGGUUAAAAAGUUUCCUAACUCGAUGCGAUCCGCGUGAUGAUCCAACUUGCGACAUUAUCGAUAGCGAAAAAUGAGAAGAAGUAGUAAAAUAGGCAUUAUCAACGAUAAGACAUUAUGAACAAUAAUGACUAUAGAAAUAAUACCUUCCUCUUAACCAAAUAACUAUAUUCUACUAUAGCGAUUGUUUCGAUCAGCCUGGCGAUUUAACUUCUCAAUAUAUAUAUAUAUAAAAGUGAAAGUUUUCUAAACUGCAAUCAGUUUCAAAUAAUCGAUAUCUGUACAUGUGAUGCGUUUACAGACUCGUAUACAGCACGAUUAGAAUUGUUCGUUAAGACACGAGGGUCACACUCGGUAGCGUCAUAUUUUUCGAUCGUUCUUUACGACGUACCAAUAACGCGAAGUAGAGCAGCAUCGUUUAAUUUAUUAAUCGAUAGGAUAAUUUUUGCGCCCCUGGUCUUUAUAGGAACGAGAGAGAAAUCCUUGCGGGUACCUGUCUUUAAUUUUAAAACUACGUAGAGCGUUUCCAUUUUAAAUGAAGUUUCUAUUUUCUAAAUGUGUCUUCGAGCGGAUUUUAAGAAAUGAAUUUUAAUGAUAACUAUCGACAAUCCUUACUUUCGAAGAGGAAAAGAAAUAUAUAUAUAUAUUAUAUAUACUAUUAGAAAAGAAAAGUCUAUGGACAAUUCUUUUUCUUUUAUUUGUAAAUAAAACGAUAAUAUACGUAUGUAAUAUUUUAUUGUUAAGAUUCCUCGGAAUUCAAACAAGAUUAUCAUGUAGAUAGUCGCGUUACGCGAGAAUCGAAUAAAUUUUAACGAUAGAGAAACGAGUUUUAUGUUCCUGUAGGCUGUAUAACGAACGGCCAUCAACAGAUCUCGUGCAUAAUAUAUUGCGCGCUUAUAAAUAUACAUAAUACCUAUAUAAAUAAAAAAUCCAUAUAAAUAUAUAAAUAUAUAUAUAAAAUAUAUGAAAUAUGAUAUAAAAUGUAUUCAAGUCUACUAUCGACGAAAAGAGAAUGAGAACGAGAACGAUAAUUGUCGAAGCUCAAUCAUCAAAGUAUACACGUGGACAAAUGCUGCAAACGGUACACGAGAGAGAUUGUUAUUUUAAUUUAUGUAAACGAUGUAACGUGUAUACCGUCGCUUUUUUAGAAAAUUAGUAGACUGCUACCAAUAUUAAUAAUUAACGCAUUAUUAUUUUAAUUAAUUAUUAUUAAACCUCAAAUAAAUUAUGGUAUCAAAGUAUUGCGUUAAUUAUUGACCUUUUCUUUCGCAAUUUUUGUUAAAUACCACAAUACCUUGUAGCUCCGAACCAUUGUCAUUAAUUUUUUUAAUAUUGAUAAC
Megachile rotundata (alfalfa leafcutting bee) is the source of this 7967-nucleotide messenger RNA. RefSeq lists its product as uncharacterized. The record is from RefSeq and is a predicted model, not a curated record. NCBI's taxonomy places the organism in Eukaryota, Metazoa, Arthropoda, Insecta, Hymenoptera, Megachilidae.